AUGACAUUUACACUUGGCUCCGCCAGCGCCGCCCCCGCACCGGAGCAGGCCGCCGGCAGCCUCUACCCCCCACCAGCAGACCGAUCCAACGAACGGAACAACGAAUGGCAAAUCGCCCGAAGGGAUUCGUUCAAUCAGCUCCAGCGCGAGUCCGGAUACACGCUCGAGGACGACACUGUGACACAGUUCCGCGAAAGCGUUCUGUCCGGCGAGUGGGCAGAGGUCGAGCGCGGCCCUGGCGUCUAUCGGCGUCGAGGCGCAGUCGAUGCUCAAUGUAAGUUGCCUACUGCUCUUGCUGCCAGUCCACCUCCACACUCGGCGCGGUUCACCAUCAAGCGGCAGCAAUUCCUCGAGCUGCUUGAGGCACGCAGGCUGAAGCAGGCGCUGCUGGUGCUGCAAAACGAGCUCAGCGCCCUGACUGACGAUAUUCCGCAGCUGCACCGCCUCUCGAGUCUGCUCAUGUGCCCAUCACCCGCUGAUCUCUACACUGCUUCCAGCUGGGAUGGCUGCCAGGGCCGGUCGCGCUUCCAGGUGCUCGAGUCUCUACAGGCCUUCAUUUCGCCGCGCCGCAUGGUUCCGGCCCACCGCAUGGAGACCCUGUUCAAGCAGUCGAUACGCAGCCAGGAGGCCAACUGCGAGCACCACACGUCAAAAGGCCCAGCCCAGCCUGUACAUCGACCACACGUGCUCUGCCGAGCUGUUCCCGCCCCACCUGCGCAUCUCACUGCGCGGCCACAGCAACGAAGUGUGCGUCGCGCGACCAGUCGUGCAUCAUAUGGAGCACCACCGAUUACUCGAUUGUGCACCGGUCUCGAGGGACACACAGGCAAAAUAUCGUACCUCUCAUGGUCGCCCGACAGCGAAUAUCUUGUGUCAGCCAGCGACGACAAGAAGCUGCUGCUGUGGGAUGUUCACUCGGGCAAGCUCCGUCACACGUUUACUGGCCACACGGAAACCAUUACCGCGUGUCGGUGGCUGUCGGACGGUGAGCGGUUCUUGUCGGCCGGGAUGGACAAGAAGAUCAUCAUGUGGAGCGCAAAGGGCCACAAGCUCAAGCACAUCGACACGCCGCGUGUGCACGACAUCGCCAUCUCGUCUGACGAUAAGACAAUGGUGGUGGCCGAUGACAGAGAGAACGUCUAUAUAUACGACCUGGCUUCAGUGACGCUGAAACACAAGCUCAAGGAGACUGCCGGCAUCAUGUCACUGAGCCUCACAGCCGACUCACGCUACUGCCUAGUUGGCUUGUUCAAGGGCGAGCUGCACCUGUGGGAUCUGCGCACCCAGGUGGUCCCUAUCGUGAUCAGGUCGGGGUUUGCUGGCGUCGACGACCGGUUCGUGGUUGUCGGAAGCGAAGACAGCCUGGUAUUUGUAUGGAACCGCAAUACGGGUAACCUGCUGGCUCGCCUCAAGGGCCACGCACGUACGGUCAACGGGUUCGCCUGGAGCACUGGUCUGGCCGCCCUGGCCACCAUCUCUGACGACAAGACCAUCUGUCUGCAUGUCACCAUCGGACCUUUGCCGGAUCCGCCGUUGCAUCAGUCGGUGGGUCUUUGCCGCCAAAGGGCAAGGAUUCGGCGCCGUCCGUCGCCCGCUUUAAGCCAACACACUGAUGAGCAUGACCGUGAAGAAGAGGAAGAUGACGAUGAGGACGACGAUGAGGGGGAGGAAGACGAAGAGGAGUAUGGCUUGCGCAGCCGCCGCCAUGACAGUAGUGAUGAAGGACGACGAGUCCAUGUCUUCAGGCUCUGGGAGGAAAUACCAGCCUGGAAGGCCCGUCGACCGGCGCCAGUGGCCUUCUGUCCUUCUACUGACAUUGUAAUUUUCCUCGUAUCAUCCAAACAUAUACCACUUUUCUUUCCACAUUCGGGUAUCCACAUGUGCACUGCAGAUCCAGGCUGCUUGUUUGCAAACACGGCUUUGUUGGUGAGCGUUGUUAGCCAGUGA
This is a messenger RNA of Linderina pennispora, 1947 nucleotides long. RefSeq names its product WD40 repeat-like protein. The record is from RefSeq and is a predicted model, not a curated record. The coding region runs from base 1 to 1947 and encodes 648 amino acids. The transcript has 6 exons. Gene Ontology annotation, molecular function: protein binding. Lineage: Eukaryota; Fungi; Kickxellomycota; Kickxellomycetes; Kickxellales; Kickxellaceae.